GCCUCGUCUUCUGAAAUCUGUGCUUCCAAUGCCUGUAAGUGUGUGUCAUCUCGACACGGAGCUGAUGAAAGAUAGUCAUCCGCCGAUCUCGUGCUUUCCUGAUAGUAGAUACUACACAAUGCGAUGGCACCGACGACCAGCCAUUCGUCUCGGACCGCGAGAAGAUGUCCGGAUACGAAACCAACCUCUACCUCUACUCCGAGGAGAUGGAGGACCGGCCGCGGGUGUCGACGCUCAUCUCCUCGCUCGCCAACUACAGCAACACCAUCCCCGCCGCCACCGACCCCGACGCCAAGCCUGCGCCGUCCGCGCGCAUGGGCACCCUCAUCGGCGUCUACCUGCCCUGCAUACAGAACAUAUUUGGCGUCAUCCUCUUCAUCCGUCUCACCUGGGUCGUCGGCACCGCCGGCGCCUUUAUGGGGUUCCUCAUCGUGCUCACCUGCUGCUGCGUCACAAUGCUGACAGCCAUCUCGAUGAGCGCCAUAGCGACCAAUGGUGUGGUGCCAGCGGGAGGCAGCUACUUCAUGAUCUCACGCUCACUCGGUCCAGAGUUCGGCGGUGCGGUUGGCAUGCUCUUCUACACGGGCACCACACUUGCCGCAGCCAUGUACAUCGUCGGUGCAGUCGAGAUUGUCCUAACAUACAUGGCUCCAAGUGCAUCCAUAUUUGGCGACUUCACCAAAGAUGCGAGCAUCAUGUACAACAACUUCAGGGUGUAUGGCACUGGUCUGCUGAUCAUAAUGGGCACCAUCGUUUUCAUCGGUGUAAAGUUUGUCAAUAAGUUUGCCACUGUGGCACUUGCCUGUGUGCUACUCUCCAUCCUCGCCGUAUAUGUAGGCAUCUUUGUCAACUUUAAUGGGAAUGAACUGUUGCCCAUGUGUGUACUUGGAAAACGGUUACUAAAGGAUAUUGAUAUACAGGAUUGUAACAAGACUGUAAAUGGUCCCCUGUACAAUAUUUUCUGUACAAAUUCAUCAACUGGUGAAGUUACUUGUGAUCCUUACUUUGAAGAGAACAACGUAAGCAAAGUUCAGGGCAUCAAGGGGCUAGCCAGUGGAGUCUUCCUCGACAACAUUCACAACAGUUUCUUAGAGGAAGGGCAGUUCAUUGCAAAAUCUAAAGAUCCUGAUGAGAUUGAGAGACUCGACAGACCGUCAUACAAUCAGGUUUAUGCUGAUUUAACAACUUCAUUUACUAUUUUAAUUGGUAUCUUCUUCCCAUCAGUGACAGGCAUAAUGGCUGGAUCAAACCGUUCUGGUGAUCUAGCAGAUGCACAGAAAUCAAUUCCAGUGGGCACCAUAUGCGCCAUACUCACCACGUCUACAGUGUACCUCUCAGCAGUACUGCUGUUUGCUGGAACUGUUGACAACCUGCUCCUUAGAGACAAGUUUGGGCAAAGUAUUGGAGGAAAACUUGUAGUGGCAAAUAUUGCCUGGCCUAAUCAGUGGGUCAUCUUAAUUGGAUCAUUUCUGUCAACUCUGGGAGCUGGUUUGCAGAGCCUUACAGGUGCACCCAGAUUGCUUCAGGCAAUCGCGAAAGAUGGAAUCAUCCCUUUCCUAGCACCUUUUGCUGUGUCAUCUAGUCGUGGUGAACCUACACGAGCACUAGUUCUGACGGUGCUCAUCUGCCAGUGUGGUAUUUUAUUGGGAAAUGUUGAUUAUCUUGCACCUCUGCUCUCUAUGUUUUUCCUAAUGUGCUAUGGAUUUGUCAACCUUGCUUGUGCGCUACAAACACUUCUUCGCACACCUAACUGGAGACCGAGAUUUAAGUACUAUCACUGGUCACUGUCAUUUCUUGGACUGUCACUCUGCAUAGCAGUCAUGUUUAUGACAAGCUGGUAUUAUGCACUAGUGGCAAUGGGAAUGGCUGGAUGCAUAUACAAGUACAUUGAAUACAGAGGAGCGGAGAAAGAGUGGGGUGAUGGAAUUCGUGGUCUAGCACUGUCAGCAGCACGUUACAGUCUCCUACGGCUUGAAGAAGGGCCACCUCAUACUAAGAACUGGCGACCACAAAUUCUUAUUCUGUCUAAGCUCACUGAAGACCUUGUUCCAAAAUAUCGAAAAUUAUUUGCAUUUGCAGCACAGCUCAAAGCAGGAAAAGGGUUAACAAUAUGUGUAUCUGUAUUUGGAGGAGAUUUCACAAGAAACAGUGGGGAGGCAAUGGCAGCAAAGCAGAGCUUACGUCGCACAAUGGAUGAAGAGAAGGUGAAAGGAUUUGUUGAUGUUCUUGUGUCUCGCAAUAUCACCGAUGGUCUGAGCCAUUUAAUUCAAACUACAGGUCUUGGUGGUAUGAAGCCAAACACAGUCAUCCUUGGUUGGCCAUAUGGAUGGCGACAGUCAGAAGAUGACAAAACGUGGCAUGUAUUCUUGCAGACAGUCCGUAAUGUGGCUGCUGCUCGCAUGGCAUUACUGGUACCAAAGGGAAUCAAUUUCUUUCCAGAUUCAAGUGAGAAGGUUGUUGGAAACAUUGAUAUAUGGUGGAUUGUGCAUGAUGGUGGCCUUCUGAUGCUACUACCAUUCCUUCUUAAACAACACCGCACAUGGAAAAACUGCAAAAUGCGCAUCUUCACAGUGGCACAAAUGGAAGACAAUUCAAUUCAAAUGAAGAAAGAUCUUAAGAUGUUUUUAUAUCAUCUUAGGAUAGAAGCUGAGGUGGAAGUUGUCGAAAUGGUGGACAGUGAUAUAUCGGCCUACACUUAUGAACGAACAUUAAUGAUGGAGCAACGUAACCAGAUGUUGAGGGAAUUGCGGCUCAACAAAAAGGAAAGCCUAGGCGUUGUGCAAACACUUGUAGAUUUCAACGAGGUACCAUCGGAGGAGAAACUGCCUCUGGUUCAGGCCAUUGUCGAUCAUCACCACAAUGUUGAUGUGAAGACUGCUACAAAAGUUCGAUUCCAAGAGCCUGGGAAGGAGGGAGCUGAAAAGAAAGCUGAAGAGACAACUGAGGAAGAGUCAUCUAAAAAGCAAAAUGAAGAUUGCUCUAAUACGAAAGAAAAUGAUGGUGACAAUAAUUCUACACACUCAGAAUCCCAAAAGCCUCAACAGCAGGAAAAGCCACAAGAAAAUAAGUCCCCAGAAAAUUCAACAGAUGUCAGCAAUAAGCAGGAAUCAGAAAAGGGCAAGAAAGUCCAAAACAUAACACCUGAUGAAGGCAAUGUACGGAGGAUGCAUACAGCAGUUAAAUUGAACGAAGUAAUCGUCAACAGGUCUCAUGAUGCACAGCUCGUCAUCCUUAAUCUUCCAGGUCCACCAAGGGACACAAAAAUAGAAAAAGAAUCAAACUAUAUGGAAUUCUUAGAAGUCCUAACAGAAGGUCUUGAAAGAGUUCUGAUGGUGCGUGGUGGUGGAAGAGAGGUCAUAACAAUCUACUCGUGAAGGGCACAUGGCAGCAGUAGCAACACCUGUCAGACUUUAACACCAACAUAUUUACUUGAACACAAUCACAGGUACAACAAGUGUAAGCUGAUAUUUCUGAAACCAUUCAGAUCAAGAAGGAAAGAAGAUAGAAGAAAAAAAUGUUUUGCAUAUCAUUUAAUGCUGGUUAUACCCCAGAGUGAUUUAAAAAUGUAUUCCACUCCAUUAAUUCUCUUAGUUCUUAAGUUUACAUCUACCAAAGAAGUUUUGUCUUUUGCUAGAGUUUAAAUACGAAGUUGUUCAACACUGUUUCAUGUAAACCUUAACUGUACUGGGUUCCUUUAGGUCUGUGUUGCAAUGGCAUUGAAUCAGUACCAUUAGAGUUAGAAGAUCUCUUGUAACCUGAUAAGUAUUCACACUGUUAUCAAAAUCCCAGAUAAUUACUGUUGGAGAAGGGGAGCACAAUUAAAUAUGAGCUGCACUGCUGCUCCAAGUUUAAACAUUAGGUACCUGAAAGAUAAGGAUCAAUGACCAGCGAACAGAUCACAUAGUUUUUGCUAUCAUUUUAUUAUAUCACAGAUCCCUUCAUCUUCACGAUUAAUUGAUAUUACUGAGAGACAUAGAUGAGACUCCCCUUAUCCAGUCACUAUCAGUAAGGGCAGUUGUGUAAACACAAUUUUUAAGCAUUAUGUUAAUUAUGCCUUACGUUAAUUACUCUUGUUAAAGUUUCUCUUUUACACAUCAGAGUGGGACUGACAUAAAGCAAGAAAAAUAACUGAAAUUGAAGAGGCAUUACCAGCCAAAGGAAGUUAUCUAUUUGCUUGUGUUGUAGCAUUUCUACAUACCAGUAACAAUAUCAGGAAAAACAUAUUUUUACCUGUACAUUUUCCAGGGAAAAAAAAUUCACAUUUAUUGUAGUACCUGUAAAUUGUCAAAUUAUGUCAUAGUCUCACCUUCCCAACAAUUUUAUGUCUUGUGCUCAAGAAAAAAAGAAAAUACGUCACAGGCCUGUUCUUCACAUAGCUCUUUCAUAAUCAGAAUGCUUAUGCCAUAUGUCAGUCAAGAGAAACUUAAUUCUGUUACGUUCCUUAGAAAAUCAGCUAACAUGUAAUAUGUUGUCCUGCCAAGUGCUGUUUCAGGUAAAUAUGUGUAUACUAUGAUCUCCUUUAAUAUUAGCUCAUCGUCUGAAUAACUUCCAUCUCUUCAUCACAUACAACAAAGCAACUCGCUGUUUUCUACAUCAUGUAAAUUUCUCAUAUAAUCAUCUUUAUAUACUUAUAUAACAUUUUCAUUCAUUAAGGGAUUAGAGGUAUGCUGUCAUCUGACAUCACAAAAUUAGAUUCCAACAUUUUGCAGCAGCAUCGUUAAAGGUGAAUUGCUGAAACAUAUAAUUCUUGUUAUGACAAGGAGUUAUAUUUGCAGUAAACACAUAUUUUUGCAUAACUAUACACUAUUAGUACUUACAUAAAAGGUACUCUUAUGACAACAACAUGUUUCACAUUUGUUUUCAAAAUGUGAACAUCUAAUGACCCUUAAAAGUGUUUUACUGGCAGUUGCAUCUGUGUGGUGUAAGUGAUUGUGGUGUAAGACGUUGAACCAUUACCACAACUAUCAAAAAUUUUUUGCUGUUCCGUGCUCAACAAUUGUGAAAAUGUCAGGUACUGUGUUAAAAAGGCGGAAAUGUUUGCUCACAAUUUCAGAGGAAGAUUCUGUCUUUGUGGAUUGUUUAAUAAUAAAGUAGGUGAAGGAUAAUACUAUGUAAAGUAGAAUCUGUGGCCAGUGGUAAAAGAUUCAGAUAAUUGUUUAGUCCAUAUUCAUGUAAUUACUUAUUGCGAAUUCGGCUGGUUCAUCACUUAGGAAAACCUUACUAGAUUUUUUUUCCAUUUGUUACCAAAGAUGUUUUAAAUAUUUGCAGCAUUACAAAGUAUCAGGCAUAAUUUAAAGUUGUGACUCAUGUAUCAACAUGUUUAUAUAAUUUUUUUAAUUGAGUAAUUUUAUGUUCUAAUAUGUUUAAGGAGUUUGUCAGUUGAAGUUGGUAGUUCCUACAUAACAUGACACACUCAUUCCAGCAAUAGUGAUUAUUAAUCAGCAAUGAAAAAGCUAAGUCCUGUUGAAUUUCUCAACAGACAUGUUUCCCAGUUUAAGAUUCAAUGAAAUACUUUCAUUAAAAUCUUUAAAAUAUCAUGCUAGUGGAGUAUUGUAAUUAUUUUCCUUGUGUGAACUUUGAAAAAUGCUGGGAGUUUGUUAAAAAUCUUGCUGCCAAAUCUGAAAUGGAGUUUAUAAAGACAGUAGUAAGACUACAAAAUUCAGUAUCCUGAUUUUCAAGGAUUUGUGAUUUCAUGUCAAAAGGAAGGCAUAUACAGAAUGGGCAAACUAAAUGUAGAAAGUAGUAGUUUUGAGUAUAGCAAGACUGUUAGACUUUUAAGGUACUACUGAUUUGGAAUUAUACCUGUUAUAUAAGAAAUAGCUUGAAAUACUGAGAGAGCCCAGAAGAAAAAAAAUUAGGUAAAAUUAUUACACUGCACCUUAUUCAGAAUAUACCAAGAUCAGUUGUAACGAUUUUUUAUUAGAGGGAUUUUUUUUUGGCAAGAUGUUUUCUUGAUGAAUAGCUGUACAGAAUUUUCUUAAAUUCACAUGAUCUUUCUAUUACAGAUUUUCUUAAAAUUUCAAUAUGCCCUAUCAAUUCAUUUUUGAAAUAAGAUUAUAGGAGAAAAAUUUGUGUUUGGUAUUACUGAACUACUAUGCAAUAUCUAUGUGCUUUGUCAGCUACGUAGGCUUUUUUUUCCAAUCUCACUUCCUCCCAUCUUCAUCCACAAAUAGUGUUCAAAUUGGAAUCAAAACCCAUACACGAAACACUAGUGUUUUCAUACUACAAGGACAAGAUAUGUGAAUAAAAUUUGUAUUGAUUUAUGAAACUCUCUCAUGAAAUGCUGAUGAAUUUUUUUGUUUUAACAGUCAGCAUUCUAAUUCUGAAUUCACAGCAAGCUCAAGACACAUCUGACUCAUUCUCCCAUUUUGGUAAUAAGUAGUUUGCUUGUUUUAUUGAUAUGUUAUAAUUUAAAUAGCUUUUUGAUUUUUUUUAUGUAAAUUUUUAUUAUGUUUUCCUUAACUGCCACAAAAAUGUGUUUGCACCAGCAUUAAUAGAGCAUUUCAUUAGAGCAGUGAUAGAUGUAAUGUUAAUUUGGAUUAAAAUUAGACUUCCAUGAAGAUUACACUUCUACUGUCAGUGUAGAAUAGUAACUACCAGCAGAAAUAAUUACCUUUCUUCUCCCUCUUUCUCUCAGAAGCACAAUUAUGAUUUCACUUGUCCCAUAGUGGUUUGUCCUUAAGCACUCAAGAAAAUAAUCUAUUAAAACUAGUGCCCAUGUCUUGUAUCCAUUUAAUCUUAUUUAAAAAGCCUCGGGGCCUUCCUAUUGCUGUCAUAUUUCUGUACCACAGUACCAACCAUGAAACUUCUUAACAAAGAUAUUUCUGUAAAGUUCUUUACAAAGAUGGAGAAAAGUGUAAACAAUUUACAGCAGUUACAAGAAACAGAAAUAAAUCACUUUUUGACCAAAAUUUAAACAAUUUACAGCAUUUGCAAGAAACAGAAAUAAAUCACUUUGUGGCCAAAAGUUAUUUUAAACGGGGCUAAAUACAAAGAAGUGGGUAUAAUUCCUGGAAUUCUUGUUCUCUUACAACUCUAACAUUGUCACUAUUUACAUUUCAGUUUUUAAGUCAGGUGGAUUUGAAAUGUUUUUUUUCCCCCUUCUCAUCAUCAGCUCACUCCAUCUCUGAUACUGGCACAAGAUUGUUAGUGAUUAAAUUGCGGUGAUACCAAGAAUUUUCUGCCUUAACUUGCCUUACACUAUUUUAAAAAAAAUUCUGCAUUAUAAGCAGCACAUAUGUAGGCUAUAGACAGAUUGUUGACUUCUAAAUGCAGCAGCUCUUCACAGUUGGCCUCAUACUAUGUAUGUAUUUGUUUUUGGAGACUGUUGAUAUUAGGUACUAAAAGUUACUCAUUAUGAAUUGUAGUGGCAUGUUUUCCUAGUAAACAGUGUGCCUUUGUAUAAGAGAAAUCAGUAAAGAUUUUUUUUUAAAGCUUAACCUGAAUUCUCAAAGUAUCAGUGUGCGCCUCCAAUAAAAGUUACAAAAAUAACAGUUAUGAUAAAUGGUGUAUGCAUGACGAAACUGAACAGUUUAAAUUUUAUGAAUGACUAUGUUCACAUUUAACUUUUGAGUCAGAAGAUCACACUUGAUUUUAAACAUAUGUAUUUCAAGCACACCCAUUUAUUAAUUUGUAUUGCAUUAUUUCCAAUAUUUCACCACAUCCACUUAAAUGUGUAUAAUGAAAUGCUUUCUUAAAAAGGGUCACCUUUAUAGUGUUCUAUUUUAUUUUGUAUUUUUGCGUUUUGUAUAUUCAAAUGGAUUAGACUGGACUGCGUCCAACUUUCAAUGCUCCAUGAUUCUGAUAUUUAAUUUAUAGAGCACACUGUGUAACAAUUUGUGAACUGUAAGAAUAAACAAUAUUAUUUUUGUAGCAGAUUGUAAUAUAAUUUUCUAACAGUUCAAAUGUUGUUUAGAAUUUCAUUGAAUAUUAAUGGGUGACAGAUUGCUGAACAUCACAUCCAUUAGUUUAAAGAAUGAGUGUGAGUGUGGUACAAGAAUUUAAAUAUUUAAGUAAGAUUCUUGUCUAUUUUUGUAAUAACUUCAUGUUUAUACUUUUCUAGUGCAGCACUACUGCAAAGAUAUAACAAUUAUAGUAUUACUGUAGCCAGUAUCUGACUAUGAGGGAUAGAUAAGUGUAUCCUUUUCAUAAAAUUGCUGAAACCAGGGCAAAUAUGAGUGUCUAUUAACAAUUUAAUUAAGAAAUAGCUUACCAACAAAAUAAGAAACAAUAACAAAUAUCAGUUAAGACAGCUGACACACUGAUAUAUUUCAUUUGGUAGUUUCAAAAAAAAAUCUUAACACAGGGAUUGUUUGACCAUGUUUCUGAAUGUCACUUACUUAAACAGCCUAAAUCAGAAUUGCUCUUAAAAAACAUUAACUCAUAGAGUUUUUUUCCCCAUUAUGCAGUCAAAUUUAUUUCUCUGAAAUAGGACUGUUCAUGUUCAUAAGCCCAAUUGGUUAUUUGAAAUCAUCUUGUAUCGAUUUGUGUGAUAUUGGUUCAUGGCUUCAGCUGUUUUAUGAAAAGUGUUGAUUUCUGUUACCUUCAUAUUAUCAGUUCUUGUUUUUCUGUACCUCAGCUUUUAGUGGCCAUCUAUUAUUGAAAUAGACACAUUGUAAAAUAUUUCAAUUUUUUUAUGAAAUUUCUUAUCUAUGAAACAGAGUUUUUAUCAUUUGUGUAAAAAUACAUUAUGAGAACUGUUUCUAUAAGUGUUGAUGAUAUAAAUAAAUUGUUAGCUGUUUCCUAUAUUUGCCUGUUACAUUUGUGAUAAAUUUUUUGAUUGUGAAGUAUUUUUGAGGAUACUUUUAAACAGUAUGUGUAUAUUUGGAACAGUGAUUUUCUGAUGACACUCACUGUCUGUACAAUUGUAUUAUGUAACAGCACACCUCAUAUAUUGAUUUGUCCAUAAUAUUUUAGAGGUUACUGUUGCACAAAAUAUUUUGAGAGCCAGCUCUAUUGUGAUAAAACUGUCUGAUAUAUUUACUAUAUAGUUCAUUAUUUGUUUUCUUCCUCAUGUGUGAUUGCCCUUUCAGUUUCAUCUUACAGUUAUUCCUGUUUAUUUAAAUAUAAGCAGUGAUAUGAUUAUAGUACUUAGAAAUCAUGAGCUUCUCUUACAAAGUUUUCCUCCAGGUAUUAUAUCAGGCACAUAACACAAAAUCCAUACUGAUGUGUGAAGGAAUUAUAGGACUCACUGCCAUUACUGUAUUUAGGUUCUAUGAUGUUCAGAUAUUUAAAGCAGUUUAGUUGGAGACCCUGUAAAAAUAAUCAUGUCACUGUUCCAUCUCAAUACAAAAAUUUUAUACAACUGUUGGAAAAGUUUUGGAGAGGCACAUUAUAUGUAAAUGCUAAUGUGUGUGCGGAGUGAUUUAAAGAUGGAAAAUAUUUAUAGUUGUUGUACGACUACUUGUGAUGUGUGCUCAUAUAACAGUGCCAACCCGUAUCUCUUUUUCCUGGUUUUGUGUAUAUUUCUGUUGGCCUUAAUUACUUUUAAUACUACAUACAGCAUUUUUCAUCUUUUUUUUGUUCAAUGAGUUUUAUUAAAUGCAGCCUUUUUUAUUUCAAUGCAGUGACAUAUAUUACAGAACAAUAAUUAUUUUUAUGUUAUCUCGGCAUUUGAAAAUGAAGUGCAUGUUACACAGUACAGAAUGAAUAUGUAUUAAAUAUGGAGGCUGGAUCCUUCAUUGGCAUAUUAAACUUGGGAUGCUGUAGAAAUGUAGAGUAAUGUUUUAAUCUACAUUAAGAAAGAAGUAAAAUCAAGUCUCUUCAAGUAAAAUGCUCAUUCCGUAUUUCAAUUACAUUCUCGGUGUUAUAGAAAUACAUCUUUUAGAGAUACUCCUAUGUAUAUAAAACAAUAGUUAACUGCAUCCUUUACAAAUAUUAGGCUGUGACAUGAUUGAAAGAAAAACUAAAACAGCAAUUAGUUUUUAAAUGUAGUUGAAAUGCUAUCCUGUUAUAAAUAUAAGUGUAAAAUGCGUGUGUGACUGUGUGUGUGUGUAUGUUGGAAAGAAAGGGAGAGUUAAUCAGUAAAAAUAUAAAUUAAUUAAGAGAUUAAAAAUAUGUAGUUCUUAAGUUUUGAGAAAUAAAAGAUGGUGAACUUAAGUCAUUGUUUAAAACAGAAUAAAAUAAAUCAAUAAAAUAUA
Molecule: messenger RNA, 10139 nt
Organism: Schistocerca piceifrons (Central American locust)
Lineage: Eukaryota; Metazoa; Arthropoda; Insecta; Orthoptera; Acrididae
Gene: kcc
Product: solute carrier family 12 member 6
Exons: 22
Coding region: 165-3374 (1069 amino acids)
Biological process (GO): potassium ion homeostasis; chloride ion homeostasis; potassium ion import across plasma membrane
Cellular component (GO): membrane
Molecular function (GO): potassium:chloride symporter activity
Source: RefSeq, a predicted model, not a curated record